AGAAGAGAGAGAUAGAGAGAGAAAGUAAGUAAUCUUCCUCACAUAUCGCACAAACACUCCCCCAACUUCUUAUGUUCUGACAUCGUUGGUUAGGUUAGGUUAGAUCAGGUGUAAUCGGAGGGUUUUUGCAAUUAGCCGGAGAUGUACAGUGGUUCCAGUGACGGCGAGGCGUCGGCGCAGAGGAGAAUUCCGGCGGCGUCUUCCAUGCUCUGGGUUCGCAAUCUCCGCCGCUUCAUCGGAUCCGGUGCCGGCCUCGGAUCCGAAGCCCUCACCGAACUGGAGACCAAACGCAUUUUGCUCGAUAUUUUUAAGGAGAAGCAACAAAAGAGCGCCGAAGCUGGCUCCAUUCCAAGCUUCUACAAGAAGAAACCUGAAGAAGGUUCCAUUAGUCAUAGAGUUCAAAGGUUGGCCAAGUAUCGAUUUCUCAAGAAACAAUCAGAUCUUCUGUUGAAUGCCGAUGACCUGGAUGCUAUGUGGGUUUGCCUGAGGGAAAAUUGUGUAAUUGAUGAUGCAACUGGUGCUGAAAAGAUGAAUUAUGAAGACUUCUGCCACAUUGCCUCAGUAUGUACAGAACAAAUAGGCCUCAAAUGUCGACGUUUUUUCAGUCCCUCAAAUUUCAUGAAGUUUGAGAAAGAUGAAUCCGGAAGAAUUUCCAUCCUGCCUUUCUAUCUAUAUGUGAUGCGGACGGUUUCACUUACUCAAGCGAGAAUUGAUAUGAGUGAGCUUGAUGAGGAUUCUGAUGGCUUCCUUCAACCUCAUGAAAUGGAAUUAUAUAUAAAAGGUCUUAUUCCUAAUUUGGCUCAACUAAGGGACAUGCCUGCCGCUUUUGAGCAGAUGUAUUGUCGCAUAGCUGCACACAAGUUCUUUUUCUUUUGUGAUCCACAUAAACGAGGGAAGGCAUGCAUAAAGAAAGUUCUGCUUAGUAAUUGUCUUCAGGAGCUAAUGGAACUGCACCAGGAAAAUGAGGAAGAAGCUACCGAUACUGAACAAGCUGAAAAUUGGUUCUCGUUAACAUCUGCUCAACGCAUAUGUGAUAUGUUCCUUGCUCUGGAUAAAGAUAUGAAUGGAACGCUUAGCAAACAGGAGCUUCGAGAUUACGCAGAUGGGACUUUGACGGAUAUUUUCAUUGAGAGAGUGUUUGAUGAGCAUGUCCGGCGUGGAAAAAUUGGAGGUGGUAAUGCUCGGGAAAUGGAUUUCGAGAGCUUUCUUGAUUUUGUUCUAGCUCUAGAGAACAAAGAUACUCCUGAAGGAUUGACGUAUUUGUUUAGGUGUCUUGAUCUUAACGGAAGGGGAUUCCUCACAACUGCUGAUAUUCAUUCCCUAUUCAGGGAUGUUCAUCAGAAAUGGAUAGAGGGUGGAAACUACGAGCUUUGCAUCGAGGAUGUAAGGGAUGAAAUAUGGGAUAUGGUGAAGCCAUCGGAUCCGUUGAGUAUAGCACUGGCUGAUCUUCUGGCAUGCAAACAGGGCGGCACAGUUGCAAGCAUGCUUAUAGAUGUACGUGGUUUUUGGGCACACGAUAACCGAGAGAACCUUCUCCAGGAGGAGGAAGAGCCUGAAGAGGAACAAUAAUAGCUUUCUUGAUCUUUUCGACAGAGAUAAAAAACUGUGUUAGCAAAAUGUGUAGUUGUUUCUUUCACUCAAUUUGUUCUGUUUAAUUGAAAAAAAAUAUCAUACUAGCUUGAUAUUAUUCUAACCACUAAUGUUGAGAAAUACUGUAUGUAUAGGGCCAUGUAUUUAAUGUGUAACCUAAAUUACCAUAUAUGUUGUUGCAGUUGUGAGAGUAGAUUGAAAUUACCAAAAUUUUA
Messenger RNA from Erythranthe guttata (spotted monkey flower), 1805 nucleotides. RefSeq names its product tonneau 2 (TON2) (gene FASS). NCBI's taxonomy places the organism in Eukaryota, Viridiplantae, Streptophyta, Magnoliopsida, Lamiales, Phrymaceae. Gene Ontology annotation, biological process: cortical cytoskeleton organization; microtubule cytoskeleton organization; regulation of dephosphorylation. Gene Ontology annotation, molecular function: calcium ion binding. The record is from RefSeq and is a predicted model, not a curated record. Gene Ontology annotation, cellular component: spindle.